GUUUGCUAAUAAGUGGACAGUUACUAAUUAGAAAAACUUUUCGUAACAUAAAUUAUGUGCAACUCUGAACGAACGCGAUGACGAAAUUAAAGGAAACAGGUUUUCAGAAUUAUGGAAAUAAUUAAAUGAAAAUGCAAAGACAUGUUGGAACAAGUUUGUCUUCUGUAAUAAAUUAAUCGAGAAGAAAUAGUAUUAUUUAAGUGCGGAUUGAACUUCGUACGGGGUGGAAAGGAAAACAUCUGAAGGGAGAGAAAGCGUACAUUUGAAAGCAAAAGACCGGAUCUAUGAAGUUGAUGGUUUAAUCGAAAGAUCGAAUUACGGCUUGUGUUAAAGCGCAAUUUAGAGCUUCUUCUCGCGGAUGGAGAAUUAACUCUCGUUAUAUUCGUUGCAGAGAAGUGUUCGGCGAGCGCGAGUGGUAAAAGUGGAUCAAUGUAACCCGUCCAUCAAGUUCGCGAGAUAAUAUUCUCACGAUAGGGCUGUCUCUCCCAUCGGCAGUAAAAGAGACGCAGUAACGUUAGACAGAGUAACUCGUUAAACAAUAAUAACGCUUUAAAUGACGUACAACCGUGUAACGCAAAAUUGACGCAAAAACUGAAAAUUUUCAAGGGAAUUGGCAAUUAAAUCUGCAUUGAAAAUAACUCAGCAAACUAUGCAAAUUGCGCAUAUAAUUACUUACUGUAAAAAAAAAUCUCGUCAAUGCCACGGGAUCGCAAGACCGUUCUCUCAUAGUGAUGCUUUUGGAUAGAAACGAUAUCGCGUUUAUGCUAUUGCGGCAUUGCGCUUUAGGUGUCGUGAUAGGAUAGAAAGUCGGAUUCGAGCGCUCGGUGAAUAUAGCACGUCGCGAAACGCGCGUGUUCUCGUUGUGUGCGCAGUGGAGGCCCCUUCGUUCACUUUACUUCCUCCCGAUGUCUCACUUUCGUUUCGCGAAUCGCUUUUAACCAUCGCACACUCGCGGGGAAUUAUAAUUGUCGCUGGCUAAUAGCUUCCGGAUGCGCUCAAGGACCCUUAAAUUGUAAAAAAAACGAUGGUGACAGAAGGACAGCAGAAGAAAUAUGACGAGUAUAAGACUACUCUGGAUGCAAACGCGUUGGAAACGGCCAGGCUGGAGUUACGCGAGGAUGACAACACGAGGGAACAGGCGCUGGAGCAAUUUCGCCAUUGGAUCGAGAAACAUCCCGCGAUCAAGAGGUGCAGGACCGACUCGUUGUUCCUGCUGAGAUUUCUCAGGACGAAGAAGUUCAGCCUGCCGCUGGCGCAAGAGAUGCUGGAACGUUAUCUCACCAUUAGGCAACUCUAUUCUCACUGGUUCCAGAAGCUCGACAUCGAUGACCCAGAAAUCGCGGCUAUCAUCGAUGAUGGCUAUUUGGUACCAAUGCUGAAGCGAGAUCAGCACGGUCGAAAAGUGUUAAUGUCGUGUGCAGGGCGUUUCGACCCUAGCAAAUACACAUCGGCGCACAUGGCCCGGGUCCACAGCAUAUUGGUAGAGGCCUUGAUGGACGAUGAGAAAAGUCAGGUCUACGGCUACACGUAUCUCAAUGAUGAGGCGGGAUUGACCAUGAACCAUUUCAGCACGUGGUCCUUCACGGACAUUCGCAAUGUGGUGAGGUGCAUACAGAACAGCAUGCCAGCACGUCACAAGGAGACGCAUCUCAUCAAUAUUCCCAGCAGCGUGGCGAAGAUCCUCGAAUUCGGGGUCUCUCUACUGAACGACAAACUUAGGUCCCGCGUCUUGAUACACCGAAAUAUAGAGGAACUACAUGCAGUGGUGGAUCCGAAGAUACUGCCAAAGGAAUACGGCGGGGAAGUUCCGCUCUCGGAAAUGAUCGACGAAUUUAAAAAAGAGCUGAAAAAGAAGAAAGAUGAGCUCAAGGCCCUCGACGACAUGUACAUUGAAAUAUCACCGAAAGAAUAUCAGGAAGCUAAUGAAGAAUUUGGCGGAAUAUCCGGUUCGUUCCGAAAGUUAGAGGUCGACUAAGAGCAAUCUAUCUCUACUAUGAUCUUACAAUCUUACACUGCUAGCACCUCAAUUAAACAGUUAUUUCUGUAUUAUGUAAUUACACGUCGUAUUAACAAUUGUUUUACCAAAAAGAAAUAUAUUAUUGUAACAUAAAAAUCGUGAGCACGUUAAACGCAAUGUGUGAGCGAUUUAUAAACGCAUAAACAAUCUUAGUUAAUUGAUUUUGACUAGUUAUUCCUAGCUGUUUCUCUCUAGAUUCUGUUUGUAGUAUAAACCAUUGAAAAAAAUCAAUUCAAUUAAUUAAGGAUAACAUUAAGUAAUGUUGUGGUACAAUCAGGCCGGUAUACGAAACAAAAGAAUUUACUUUGAUAUUGAUAUAUAAUAAUACCUCGAAGUGUGUGAAUAGUACUCGUUAUUUUGUACAUAAGUUUUCUCUGUAAAGUUAGGAUUCUGAUGUAACGCAUACGAGUUGAUGCUCGUUCCGCCGGUGGUAUCAAGUUACCUAUGAUCUAUAUGUCAUUACCUUGAAUACUUUAAGAUAAAUUGUGGCUUGACACGCUUUUAAGCAUACUUUAAACGAUCUAUAAUUUACGUCAGAUUCAAAAUGGAAAUUUAACGCGUUUGCAUGUAAAAUUGCUUAUCCUGCAUAGGUGUGUUCUGAUUCUUCAGGUUUUCUCAAUUUUAAUAACAGGAUUGUAGAGAUCGUCUAAAGUGAACUUUUUAGCGUUGCUUGCCUUUGCGAUAAGACGUGUUACGAAAUACGCAUUCGCGAACCCGUCGUUAUAAUGAACAAGUUUUAUAUAUUCGAAGUAGAAGACAAAGUUGUUAGGAAAAUAUAUAAAGAGUUGAAUGUGAAAUUAGUAACUCAUAAAUGUUUGUUACAUAACAUUUGUUACGUGUGUUAUACUAUAGGUAUCCCCCGCUUCUUGAAAGUUUGCUUUACGCAACUUCGUUUUUACGAAAGACCUACAUCAGUAUCCGUUUUCGCCAACCAAAAGAAAUCCAAAGAGAACUUUCUUUUACAAAAAAAGUUUACCUUAUAAAUUAACGACAAUUAUUUUUUAUGCCAUUUCAGCUUACAAAAGAUUUCAUAGGAACGCUCUAUUUUCGAAUUGCGGGGAAAAUCUGUAUUGUCAUGUUCAGUGAAUGACGGAACUCUGCAGCUUUAUAAAAGAUUUUCCCGUGAAUUCAUAAAGCGUAAUUACAUAUAAUAAUUAUCUAGAUAUGUUUAGUUUAUAUAAUAAUAAUUUACUUUAUAUAACGAUAAUCGUGUUGUGAAUUGCUGCUUGAAUCGCUUUUGCGUAAUCUCGCGUGUUUAACAUGCAAAAUGUGACUAUGUAAUUUUGAUUUUUUUUUCUAACAUGUAGAUUGAUGAUGUUUGCGGAAGAUAGAUCACACUUGUGCCGAAUUUGUGAUGAAUACGCAAGCUUGAAUAUAUUUUUUAUGUUUGAUGUUUAUUAACUUGAAGGGAGAAUAACGAUAUGUGAUA
Messenger RNA from Temnothorax curvispinosus, 3446 nucleotides. RefSeq names its product clavesin-1. NCBI's taxonomy places the organism in Eukaryota, Metazoa, Arthropoda, Insecta, Hymenoptera, Formicidae. The record is from RefSeq and is a predicted model, not a curated record. Gene Ontology annotation, cellular component: membrane. The transcript is spliced from 5 exons. Gene Ontology annotation, molecular function: phosphatidylinositol bisphosphate binding. Bases 1025 to 1975 code for a protein of 316 amino acids.